AAAAAAAUCAACACAACAAUCAUUCAAAAUAGCCGGCCUUCUGAAAAUCGUCGUCGGAUUACAAAAAUCUAUUUUUACGAAGCAAAAGUUUUCAAAAUCCCACUUCAAUUGUAACAAAUUCUAUUCGAAUCACAAUGAGUGAUGCCCGCCAGGAUCCAGCUCUCCAACAGACCGCGGAUGCAACCGGAGAAGACGAAGAAACGCUACUCACCCGUCAUCGUCGAGAGAAGAAGGAACUGCAGGCCAAAAUCCAGGCCCUGAAAAAGGCCAAGGUGGACAAGAAAAAGAAAAAAGAACAACAGGACGAAAUCACUCGACUGGAAGCGGAUUUGGAGAACCGACACGCUGAAGAGCUGAGUAAGUUGAAUUCGUUGCUGAUAAGCGAGAAGGCCGAGUCUUCAACUGCUGAAGUCGAUGCCGAAGUGGGAGAGGAAAGUGAGACCGUAAAGCAACCGAAGGUAUCGAAAGCCCAGCGGAGGCGGGAAAAGAAAUCACAAGAGGAUAAGGAACGGGAAGCACAGAUUAAGGCGGAAGAGGCGCAAAAUAAGAAUUCUCCGCGAAUUUUGGAGGAUAAGAAGAUUGCCGAGCUGCUGGCAAAACGCGGAUUAAUCGGAUACUCGGUUCCUGCCGAUGGCGAUUGCUUGUACAAUGCCGUGAAGCAUCAGCUGGCUCGGAUAGGCGUUCUAAACUACGAGACGGCCGAUCUGAGGCAGAUGACGGCCGACUACAUCGAGGACAACAAGGACAGCAUUAUUUUCUACAUGACCAAUCCGGACACGGGCGAUAUCCUGAACGAGGACGAAUUUCGCAAGUACUGCUAUCAGGUUCGGAACACCAAAGCAUGGGGCGGCGAGAUCGAAGUCAAAGCCCUUUCCAGUGGACUGAAGUGCCCGAUCGAGAUCAUCCAGGCCAGCGGGACUUCGCCAGUUCACGGGGAAGGCGAAGAUCCAACCAGGAAGCUGGUGCUAACGUACCAUCGGCAUAUGUAUCGACUGGGGGAGCAUUACAACUCGACACUGCCUGCGCCGGCUGAUGGCGAGGAGGAUGAUGAAAAUGAGGAAGUCGAAUGAUUCGUGUGGUGGUAGACCACUGAUGUUUUAGGAAUAUUUAAUUUGUAUAUGCUACAAUCGAAUGUCUUAUAAUAAAGCGUAAAGUAAAUUAUAGGAAUAA
Messenger RNA from Armigeres subalbatus, 1170 nucleotides. Its product is annotated as deubiquitinase OTUD6B. The record is from RefSeq and is a predicted model, not a curated record. Gene Ontology annotation, biological process: protein deubiquitination. Gene Ontology annotation, molecular function: cysteine-type deubiquitinase activity. Bases 135 to 1070 code for a protein of 311 amino acids. The transcript has a single exon. Lineage: Eukaryota; Metazoa; Arthropoda; Insecta; Diptera; Culicidae.